AUGGCACUACCAUUUCUUCCCGGAUAUAGUUUUAAUAGAAAUAUUGGGAAAGAAAAGUUCCACAAAUCACAUUACCUGAAACUGGAAGGCGAUGAAGCCUAUAUGCAUGGCGAUGACAAGCCAGGGAUUGGCGGAGUAAAGCUACCAGGACAAAGAAUCGAUGCACCAACUAGCGUCUAUCCAUCUGGAAUCGGUAUUCAGUUCCCCGCAUGGCUGGCGUUUGAUAAACAGGCCUUAUCUUUGAUGCUUAUUUCCAAGAGUCCGUUAAUGAAAGACGUGAAGAACAAUAUCGUAUUAGAAAAUGUAAAAUCUUAUUUUACCCAGAGGAUGACACUAUACAAGGUCGUUGAGCCACGUAUAGCAAACACUGGAAUGGCUCAGGGGACAAUUAUUAAACGGCACCGUAUUUCCAAACCUGUACCAAAUGAACAUCUCUAUUAUACUGUGCAUGAUUUCAAUGUGGGAGCAGAGUUUGUAGCUUAUGGUAAAACAUUUCGAAUUGUUUCUUGUGAUCAAUUUACAUCAAAUUUUUUACGUAAACUUGGUAUAAAAUUAGGUAAACCAGAAUCAAUACCAGAUGAUCCUUACAGUAUUCAUCGUAAAGCUUUUACUGAGAGUAUGCAACCACUUAGACCAUAUGAAAGAAUGGAUAAACUUCGUCAAUUUCUUGAUCAUGAUCGUCAUGUGUUGAGAUUUUUCUGUUUUUGGGAUGAUACAGAAUCACUUUAUGGUGAUCCUAGAGAAAUGAUAUUAAAUUAUUUUCUAGCCGAUGAUACAAUUGAAAUACGUGAAAUUAUACCAGCUAAUUCAGGUCGUGAUGCUGUACCAUGCUUUUUACGCCGUCAAAAACUACCACGUACAAUUGCAUCAAUACCGCUGCCGGGUGUAGUAACUGACAGAACAUUAUUAAAUGUAUUCGGUCAUCCACAAAGAGGUGGACAUUAUAUACUUGAUAGUCUAAAGCUUGGUGCACCUAAAGAUGACUUUACAAAGAUCAUGAUUUAA
Messenger RNA from Schistosoma mattheei, 1005 nucleotides. Lineage: Eukaryota; Metazoa; Platyhelminthes; Trematoda; Strigeidida; Schistosomatidae. The record is from the annotation of a GenBank genome assembly.